AUGUUUGUUGACACUCCUAAUUUGACCUGUGGUGGUUGGAGGUCUGUAUCAGACGUUCCAGGUUACGACUACUCUGUUGGUUCAAACGCUUACGGGGGACCUGGUCCUCUAACCAACGGUGUAACCAUGUGGUUUGAUGAAAUUAUUUUUUAUAACUACAGCGAUCCUGAACGUUCCGGUGGUACUGGACAUUUUACACAGCUUGUUUGGAGAUUCUCCACGGAGGUUAGCUGUGCUGCACAAGAAUAUUCUCCCGGUUUUUAUAUUUUUGUGUGUCAGUGCUUACCUGCUGGUAAUGUACUUGGUCAAUUCUGUGAAAAUGUCGUGCCUCUGAAACCAGCUUAUAAAAGUGUUAAUUUCUCAACGGUUCACUGGUUAACCGGCUCCCAAAGAUGGGCAUCUAUAUCUCUACAUCAAAAAACUCUUACUGCACCUGCAGUUUACAUAACUCCGAAAUCAACUUAUGAACCUGUUUACACAAUAACUAACUGGGCAGAACUCACAGAAUUAUGUCCACCAACAACUACUUCAAGCAACAGUCGUGGUUCUACUAUACAUGCUACUGACAGAUCAACCACCACUUCUAACAAAUCUAUCUCAAGUAACAGUCAUGGUUCUACUAUGAAUACUACUGACAGAUCAACCAUCACUUCUAAGAAAUCUACCUCGAGUAACAGUAAUGGUUCUACUAUCGAUGCUACUGACAGAUCAACCACUACUGCAACAACAUCUACCUCAAGCAACAUUCGUGGUUCUACUAUACAUGCUGCUGACAAAUCAACCACCACUGCAACAACAUCUACUGAUUAUACUAAAUAUGCGUUGACUCCAGAAGAACAGGUUGCUAUUGUUCUCGCACACAAUAAGUUGAGAGCUUUGCAUGUCGAUACUGGUAAUUUGACCUGGUCUAAUACUUUAGCUGUAUAUGCUGAGAAGUAUGCUGCCGUUUAUGAUUGUUCAUCUGGUAGACUUGUGCACUCUCAUGGUCCAUACGGUGAAAACCUUGCCCUGGGAUUUCCUAAUGUAGUCGCUGCUGUGGACGCCUGGUAUAGUGAAAUUGCACAUUAUAAUUACAGCCAUCCUGGCUUUUCCAUGGCAACUGGACAUUUUACACAAGUUGUUUGGAGAUCCACCAAGGAGGUUGGUUGUGCUGUAAAAUAUUGUGGCACCUAUUAUCGUGAUUAUGUUGUUUGUAAAUACGCACCUCCUGGUAAUUAUGAAGGUGAAUUCCCUGAAAAUGUCAUGCCUUUGAAAGUAUCGGUUUCAAGUAGUACUUCCAGUAAACCUAAGUUAUCCUCUACCUCUUAUGCCACUUCGAAGAAAUCUACCUCAAGCAACAGUCAUAGUUCUGUUAUAGAUGCUACUGACAGGUCAACCAUCACUUCAAAGGAAUCUAACUCAAGCAACAGUCGUGGUUCUGCUAUUGGUGCCAGUAGUAAGACACAUGCUGCUGGUGAAACUGCAUCUGCUAAAACAAAUGUUGCUCACUCCGUCACAACCGCUAUUGUUGAGAGCACACGCAUGGUAGAUGUCACUGAAUGUCCAAUUUGCUCACUAUCCACCGCUACCACUUCGUUUUCUUCCCAAAACGGUCAAACUGUCCUACAUGGUGAACCAGUGUUGAGAGUUAGUACAGUUUAUACUACAGACGGUGUUGUUAUCACUACAUACACUCCUUCAUGUUCAGAAAGUGCUAAGACAGGUUCUGUUACAUCUUCUACUGCUACCACUACUGCACAUUCAGAAGUAAGCAUGGAAUCUGCCCAUGCCAAUGUUGUUCCAUCUGUAAGUGUUGCUACUUCUGCUUCCAAUUCUGCGGAAAGUGUUACAGUUGCAAAAUAUGAAGGUUUGGCAGCUAGUUUAACCUCAGAUGUUCUAUUCAGCGCUAUUUUAAUGGCUCUUAUUCAUUUGAUCUAA
Molecule: messenger RNA, 1917 nt
Organism: Arxiozyma heterogenica
Lineage: Eukaryota; Fungi; Ascomycota; Saccharomycetes; Saccharomycetales; Saccharomycetaceae
Exons: 2
Coding region: 1-1917 (638 amino acids)
Cellular component (GO): extracellular region
Source: RefSeq, a predicted model, not a curated record